AUGCACAGCACAGAAAAACGUGCACCCAGGAGCGGAAGCAGGCGGCACGACGCAGUCUCUGGGCUUCGUGGGGAUUGCGAUAACCCUGGUCGACCGCCUGCUUUGUCUCUCCUUUCUCACGGCUACACAUUAUUGGAAGUUUGCUUGGAAACAGGUAUUUUCAUAGAUUAA
Messenger RNA from Plenodomus lingam JN3, 171 nucleotides. NCBI's taxonomy places the organism in Eukaryota, Fungi, Ascomycota, Dothideomycetes, Pleosporales, Leptosphaeriaceae. The record is from RefSeq and is a predicted model, not a curated record.